Messenger RNA from Mytilus trossulus (common blue mussel), 855 nucleotides. RefSeq lists its product as uncharacterized. The transcript has a single exon. Lineage: Eukaryota; Metazoa; Mollusca; Bivalvia; Mytilida; Mytilidae. Bases 1 to 855 code for a protein of 284 amino acids. The record is from RefSeq and is a predicted model, not a curated record.
AUGACGCAGGAAAUAGCCGACAAGUUGAACGUCAAGCCAGACAGAAAGGAAACUCUCAACAUAUCCGCCUUCGGAAAUUCUGACAAGAACGUUCGUCACAUGAAUAAAGCCACAGUGUAUUUAGAAGCAGACUCAGGAGAGAAAAUACCUUUACAGGUAUUGAUUGUACCCGCCAUAGCGGCGCCUAUUCAGAAUAACCGCAGGUACAUUUCGCACCAACUACAUUAUUUUAAAGGACUAAAACUAGCCCACCCGUUAUCAGAGGAUAAUAGCUUUGAUAUUUCUUUACUCAUUGGAGCAGACCACUACUGGGAUGUAAUCAAGGAUGAUAUCGUUCGAGGCGACGGACCAACAGCGAUGAACUCCAAAAUAGGAUAUUUGUUAUCUGGACCACUCACACGUACAAGAGGACAACGUAAUUCACAUAUGAUGCACAUAUUAUCUAGUCACACAAAAGAGGACUAUGAUAUUGAGAGAUUUCGGAAAUUGGAGUCCCUUCGUAUACAAGAAAACGACAAACUAAACACAGAGAAACAGAACAUCAAGGAAUUUUCAUCAACAUCGAUAGCAUAUGAGGAUGGAAAGUACGUUGCUCAACUUCCAUGGAUUGAAGAAUGUCCUGAAUUACCGACAAACGAGAUGAUUGCAAGAGCAAGGACCCACAGAGUAGUUAACCGCUUAAACCAGGAAUCAAACUUAUUCAAAAGAUAUCAUGGAUACAUAAUUAAAGAGCAGGAAAGACGUGGUUUCAUCGAAAAGGCAAAAGAGAAGGAGGACGAGCCACAGCGCAUACACUUCAUACCUCAUCAUCCCGUUAAAAACAAAAUUCUACCCACUAGAGAUAAAUUCAAAUGA